This is a messenger RNA of Drosophila willistoni, 1747 nucleotides long. It is a transcript of the gene Mnr, whose product is annotated as glycine-rich cell wall structural protein 1.0. The transcript is spliced from 5 exons. Bases 243 to 1439 code for a protein of 398 amino acids. NCBI's taxonomy places the organism in Eukaryota, Metazoa, Arthropoda, Insecta, Diptera, Drosophilidae. The record is from RefSeq and is a predicted model, not a curated record.
CAACACGAAGCACCGUAGUGGCAGUUGGCGUCUCGGCGUGGCAUUAUUUUUGUUAACUUGGUCGGACAAACACAAAACGUUGAACGAAUUUUAUUUGGCGCAGAUUUUUACGUGAGUUCUGUUUGGAUUUCAAGUGGUAAAAACGAAGUAGGAAACUUUUUCAUUCGGUUUCAUUUUGUCGACCAACAGCAUCAAUUGAAAAUACCAAAAUCGUAAGCUUCAGGCAACGGUUUAUUAAGGAAAUGGGCGUGGCCUCAAUGAGUAGAAGGAUGUUGACAUUGCCCUUGGCUGUGGCAUUGAUUGUUGUUGUCCUAAGCAAUCAAGUGGAUGCCUAUUCGAAAUAUGGACGUGGUUGCGGUGACAUUGGCUGUCUGCCCACCGAGGAGUGCGUCAUCAGUAGCGAUUCGUGCAGUUACAACCAACGCGAUGGCAAGGAUUGUGGCAGCUUUCCAACCUGUAAACGCAAAACGGGCUCCUCCUCAGCCAGCUCUAACCAUGCUUCACCGUCGGUUAAUCCGUCAGAAGUAACCAGCGGCAGUACCCACAACUCAUACGCUCCAAACUCACCAAGCGCUCCGCUACCCGAUGCGGAUGCGGGUGGUGCCGGCUACGGUGGCGGCGGUGGCAGUGGCGGCGCUGGCGGUAACGGUGGCGGUGGAUAUGGUGGUGGCUUCUCGGCUGGCGGUCAUAGUCUCUAUCCCAGUCUACCCAAUUCAAAUCCGAAUGGUGCUAAUGGUGGCGGUGCAGCAUAUAAUCCAUAUGGCGGCUAUCAGCCACCACAACCACAGCCGGGCGGCUACAAUCCCGGUGGCUACAAUCCAAACGGUGGCUACAAUCCCUAUAUGGGCAACGGCGGUGCUGGCGGCUAUCAACCACCAGUUCCUGGCUAUACCCCUCCAGCACCUGGCUACGACAAUGGCGGCGGUGGACAAAAGCCAAAGGACAAAGAGGGUGGCGGUUUCUUUUCGAAUUUCUUCUCCAAUCCAGCUGUGAGUCAAGCUGUCUCCGGUAUCAUUGCAGGCCAGAUAGCUAAACAGUUGCAGGGCGGCGGCAACGGUGGUGGCGGCGGCGCUGCUAAUGGUGGUGCAAAUGGUGGCUAUCAGCCAAGUGGUGGUUACGGCAAUGGCGGCGGCGGUGGCGGCUCAUCCUCUUCUGGUGGCACCAGCAAUUUGCUGGGCGGUCUUCUUGGCUCUGUUCUAUCUGGCGGUGGCAAUAACGGAGGUGGCUCUAGCGGUGGUGGUGCCGGCAGUUUCAUCGGCAGCCUUCUCAGUGGCGGCGGCGGCGGUGGCGGUUCCAAUCGCGGCGGUGGUGGCCUCGGCGAUCUACUCAACUCGAAGAAUUUCGGAGGCCUCUUCAGCGAGAAUCCAUCGUCAUCUGGUUCAUCGUCCUCGUCGGGUGGAAGAGCAAGUUACCCCACUCAAGCUCCUUACUAUGGCUAAUGAGAGCGAAUUGACCAGCAUUUGAUCAACUUUUUUUUUCCCCCUUCUUCCCCCCCACUUUUCUUCGUAUGGCAAUGUAAUCAAAUACACAAUAUAUAUAUAUAUAUAUAUAUACACACACAUAUAACACAAUGAUUAUAGAAAUAUAAUAAACAUUUGAAUGGACUUAAAUGACAGCUAAUUGAGAGACACUUUUUCAACAAAAAGAAAACAAAAAAAAACACAAAAAUAAAUUGAAUUCAUUUGUAAAUAGAAAAUAAAGAUAAUACAAAAUAUACGUAAGACAUUGAAAGCCAGACUAAACUAAA